CUCCUCCUCUUUCUUGCUAAUAGAAAGGCGAGGGAGGCGGAGUUAGGCGGCGGUCAGGCUAGUAACCGAUCCCGUGACUAACUGAGACAGGCAGCGAUGGCGGUGGUAGCGGUGGCGGCAGCGGCGGGCUUACGAACCCGGAUGCUUCGGGUUUCUUUCAAGAUAAACCCUAUUUGGUAUCCAGCAUCGUGUUUUUCCUCAUCUUCAGUGCCAACUGUCAAACUUUUCAUAGAUGGGAAAUUUGUUGAAUCUAAAAGUGACAAGUGGAUCGAUAUUCACAACCCUGCUACUAAUGAGUUAAUUGGCCGAGUUCCCAAAGCCACAGAAGCUGAAAUGAAUGCAGCUGUGGAGUCCUGCAAACGUGCUUUUCCCUCGUGGUCAGAAACAUCUGUACUAAGUCGUCAGCAGGUUCUGCUUCGGUAUCAGCAGCUUAUCAAAGAAAACUUGAAAGAAAUUGCUAAGUUAAUCACUUUGGAGCAAGGGAAGACCCUGGCUGAUGCUGAGGGAGAUGUAUUCCGAGGCCUUCAGGUAGUUGAACAUGCCUGUAGUGUGACAUCCCUCAUGAUGGGAGAAACCAUGCCUUCCAUUACCAAAGACAUGGACAUUUACUCCUACCGUCUACCGUUGGGUGUAUGUGCAGGCAUUGCUCCAUUCAAUUUUCCUGCCAUGAUUCCUCUAUGGAUGUUCCCCAUGGCCAUGGUGUGUGGAAAUACCUACUUAUUGAAACCAUCUGAGCGAGUACCUGGAGCAGCUAUGUUUCUCAGCAAAUUGCUGCAAGAUUCUGGUGCUCCAGAUGGGACAUUGAACAUUAUCCAUGGACAACAAGAAGCUGUGAAUUUUAUUUGUGAUCACCCGGACAUAAAAGCAAUCAGCUUUGUGGGCUCCAAUCAAGCUGGAGAAUACAUCUAUGAGAGAGGGUCAAGAAAUGGCAAGAGAGUUCAAGCAAAUCUGGGAGCGAAGAACCAUGGGGUGGUCAUGCCAGAUGCCAAUAAAGAAAACACUCUGAACCAACUGGUAGGAGCAGCUUUUGGAGCCGCGGGGCAACGCUGUAUGGCCCUCUCCACAGCCAUCUUGGUAGGGGAAGCAAAGAAUUGGCUGCCAGAACUUGUGGAGCGUGCCAAAAAGUUGCGAGUUAAUGCUGGGGACCAGCCUGGAGCUGAUUUGGGCCCUCUAAUCUCCCCACAAGCCAAAGAACGAGUUUGUCAUCUCAUUGAGAGUGGAACAAAGGAAGGAGCCUCGCUUCUUUUAGAUGGAAGAAAAAUUAAAGUUAAAGGCUAUGAAAAUGGCAACUUCGUUGGACCAACGAUCAUCUCAAAGGUCAAGCCAAAUAUGACCUGUUACAAAGAAGAGAUUUUUGGCCCAGUUCUAGUUGUUUUGGAGGCAGAAACUUUGGAUGAAGCCAUCAAGAUGGUGAAUAAUAAUCCAUAUGGAAAUGGAACUGCCAUCUUUACCACCAAUGGAGCCAUUGCUCGAAAAUACUCUCACAUGGUGGAUGUGGGGCAGGUGGGUGUGAAUGUCCCUAUUCCAGUGCCUUUGCCAAUGUUCUCAUUUACGGGUUCUCGCUCUUCCUUCAGAGGUGACACCAAUUUUUAUGGCAAACAGGGUAUCCAAUUCUACACACAGCUAAAAACCAUUACUUCUCAGUGGAAAGAAGAAGACUCCAUGCUAACAGCACCUACUGUAGUUAUGCCAACUAUGGGCCAUUAAAAAGAACUUUUAGCACA
Messenger RNA from Antechinus flavipes (yellow-footed antechinus), 1724 nucleotides. RefSeq names its product aldehyde dehydrogenase 6 family member A1 (gene ALDH6A1). The transcript has 12 exons. Gene Ontology annotation, cellular component: mitochondrion. The record is from RefSeq and is a predicted model, not a curated record. NCBI's taxonomy places the organism in Eukaryota, Metazoa, Chordata, Mammalia, Dasyuromorphia, Dasyuridae. The coding region runs from base 97 to 1707 and encodes 536 amino acids. Gene Ontology annotation, biological process: thymine catabolic process; L-valine catabolic process. Gene Ontology annotation, molecular function: methylmalonate-semialdehyde dehydrogenase (acylating, NAD+) activity; malonate-semialdehyde dehydrogenase (acetylating, [NAD(P)+]) activity.